Molecule: messenger RNA, 2001 nt
Organism: Pisolithus orientalis
Lineage: Eukaryota; Fungi; Basidiomycota; Agaricomycetes; Boletales; Pisolithaceae
Product: DnaJ-domain-containing protein
Exons: 7
Coding region: 245-1816 (523 amino acids)
Molecular function (GO): protein binding
Source: RefSeq, a predicted model, not a curated record
CCAUGAGACCGAAACCCGCCUGGAAGUAAGGACUGCACUUGAUGAGCUGGUCAAGUCUGGACACUUACAUGCAAGCAGCUUUGAGUACGCACUUGUCACCCAAAAGCCCACUGAGAAUGGACGACGCUAGGCUUUCUGCCAUGGCUGUCUGCACCGGUCUAAGGACAAAGAUUCUGGUUUCCUUGAAAGGCAAUCGGAGCGCGUCGCGUGUCGGGACGGGCCACCCUUUUCUCCAAGCCACCAGAUGGUCAAGCAGUCGGUCCUCACCGAGGCAUACGCUCAACUUGGGCUGGAGCAGGGUGUGCCACUGGAGCGAGUCAGAUCUGCCUACAAACAGCUCGCGCUUCGUCUCCAUCCUGACAAAAAUCAGGGAAACGAAGCCGCUACGGCCCAGUUUCAACGACUGGGCGAGGCGUACAGCAUCAUUCAAAGACACAUAGAGACCGGUGGCCACUCCUACACAGAUGAUGACUAUGACGACCACGACGACUACUUCUACUUCGAUUCCGACUCGGAAGAGUAUGGUUUCUACCGCGCCGAUGACGACUGGGAAGCCGAGCGCACGGCGUUCUUUAUGUACUUCUUUGAAGAGAUACUGAAGGGGCGCUCGGGGCCUGGCUAUAAUAGAUAUAGGUCAUAUCGUGACCAGCGGCAGCCGAGGGCCCCUGAGACACCGCAACAGCGUGAGGCGCGUUUUCAGCGCCAACGCGAAGAACAAGCGCAAGCAGAACGGCGCCGCGCGGAAGAGGAACGACGCAGAGUCCAGCAGAAGGCUGACCGCAAAGCGUUUGAAGCACGCAUGCGUGAAAAAGAACGCAAGGAAGCAGAACAAAGGAAACGAGAAAAAUCAGCUUCUAAGAAAGCCGAAGCUGAAGUACGUCGUCGCAAGGCCGCCGAAUCCCUCGAGGCCCAGCAGUGGCGUUCUCAAACCCUGCGAUCUGCUGCAUUCACCGCAGCUCGAGCAGGCGAUACACAGCAAGUUAAGAAGGCCAUCUGGGAAGACUCAGUCGACCCUGCGGGUGGGGAAGUCAAGUUGGGCUGUGAAAGCUUUGUUAAGGAACAACCCCAGGACCCGACAGAAACGUUGUUGCACAUUGCUACUCAAAAUGGAGAUGUCGAUUUGGUCAAGUGGUUAGACGCACACAGUGCGGAUCCAGAGGAACGUAACUCAUUGGGACUGUCGGCGUUUCACGUGGCGCUUCAGCACGGCCAACUCUCGAUCGUGAAGCAUUUCUUCGAUGCCUACAAUCCACAUGAUGAGGAUUAUAACGCAAUAUACAGCCUGGCGUCGCCAAAUAAUCUCCUUUCGAUGGCACUGGAAUCUGUCGAACCCGAAGUUGUGUGGAUGAUACUCGACAAGGGUCUCGCCAGUACCAUGGAUAUCAGCGAUGCGUGGACUCGUAUUACAUCAACUGAAAGCAGGGAGGUGCUGCUUGCGAAGGCGGGGAAUGCCACAGGGAAGUAUGCAGAGAUCCAGAAUAUCUUGAUGAGUUUUGGCGGCUUCACGCCGCCACCCACACCUCAAGUCGCUUGCCAGGGUUGUGAAAGGGGUGUCUCCCCGUCGUCGAAUGCAAGCUCACACACAAACGACAAACCAGCUCCGAGAGGUAAUCGUCGCGGGGCUCAUGAUCGAUCCAGCAAACGCGCAGUCGACCCACAAGGGCAGAGUUCAUAUCAUCGACCCUCUUUCCCACCGUCACAUGGUAACGCUGUACCGUCAGAGUGGUCGCAACACGACAGUGGACGAGGCAAGCAACGUGGACGAGGACGUGGACGUGGACGUGGCCGCGGUCGCAGCCGAGGACAAGGCAGCUGAGCUUUUUUUUUCGAUUGCACUUCACGACUUUUCUGCAUGACUUUUGUACGUACAGCAAGUGGACUUUGUCAGUAUAAUGUACAUUCGCAUAUCCAUCUCUGUGUUCAAUGCUGUUCACUAGAGCUAAUAAUACCAAUUAAUAUUACGGUCGCUAGAGUUUGUUUGGCCAUGUUUGACGCCACCUG